AUGUGGGAGGUGAAGCUGGAGCCCGACGCCAUCUUCAGCUACAGCUCUGGGAUCAGCGCAUGCGAGAAGGGUGAGCAGUGGCAGUGGGCUCUCGCGAUGAUGAGCGAGAUGUGGGAGGCGAAGCUGGAGCCCGACGUCGUCAGCUACAGCGCUGCGAUCAGCGCGUGCAAGAAGGGUGAGCAGUGGCAGGCGGCGCUAGCGCUGCUGAGCGAGAUGUCGGAGGCGAAGCUGGAGCCCGACGUCUUCAGUCUGCUACGAUGCUGGGAUCAACGCGUGCGAGAAGGGCGAGCAGCGGCAGCGGGUGCUGGCGCUGCUGAGCGAGAUGUGGGAGACAUAGCUGGAGCCCGACGUCAUCUGUGA
Molecule: messenger RNA, 360 nt
Organism: Prorocentrum cordatum
Lineage: Eukaryota; Dinophyceae; Prorocentrales; Prorocentraceae
Source: the annotation of a GenBank genome assembly